AUGGAUUCAAAUAACAGCUCAAAAGACUCACCUCCCGAUGAAAUAAUAGCAUCAUUAACUCCAAAGAUACUAUAUAAUUACGAAUUUGAUAAUAUUGUACAAGGAUUUUACGUAAUGGGACCUGAUCCGUUAGAUUUAAAAUCAAAGCCAAAAAUUUUAUACUCGUGUCCAUCAAAUUGUCCAGAAGAUAUAUUACUUUCAUAUUGUUUUCCUUCAGAGGCUAAUGAUACAUCUAUAUUAAAUGAUCCUGAGAAAUUUAUUCAACACACUAUCACAGAACCAAUCCAGAGAGAAAUGCAAUUCUUUGUAAUAUACUGUCCUUAUGCAAAAUUCGCUCCUUAUUUCUUUUGCUGCAAAUAUCGCGCAAAUUUAUUUAAUAUGCCAACAUUCUCGCAUAAUUUAAGUUUUGAUCAAAUGUUUGAGUAUUCACAACUUACAAAUUUACCAACUUUCGAUAUUUGUCUUGCAAUUCGAGUUCAUCAGCCAAAUCACGACUUAUUCUUAGGUUUAUUAGAAUGGAUAUUACGUUGUGAAAGCUUUGGAAGAGCUCAAGCAAUCACAACUUUCAUGGAAAAUUAUUCGAAUAUUAAAGACUACGAAUCAACGAAAAAACAGUUUCCAGUAUCAGAUGCAUGGCCAGAAGAACACAGAAAAUCGAUGUUUACCUUAAUUAAUAAACUAUUUAGGACAAAAUUUACUCAAUCGACAGAAAACUUUGAUUUCUCACACGAAUCAUUCCCAAAGCUUCAGUGGUCAAGACAGUACUUCGGACGUCAAGAUUACCAACUAACUGUCUUCUCUCUUAACGGAGUUUUGAAAAUUUUGUCAAUUGACACUUUUUUGACAUUUUUGACUUCACUUUUACUUGAAAAACGCAUUAUUAUAUCCUCCUCUAACAUCACAAGUGUUUCUUUAAUCAUUCUUGCAGCCAAUUUGAUGAUUUAUCCACUUAAACUUUCAGUUCCAACAUUUUCAGUUAUUCCAAUUUCAAAAUUCGAAAAAUUGAAGGAAAAGAAGAGUUUUGUUGUCGGAAUAACAGAGGAACUAACAGAUAUACCUGAUGAUUGUUUGUAUAUUAAUGUACAUGGUGAAGAAUCAUCAAUGAAAUCAUCAUUUUCAGAAGAAAUUCCAAAAUUGCCAGAAAUUGAAAAAAUCAAACAAAAUUUGGAAGACAAUUUGUGGUUUGACGCAGAUAAGAAGAGGAAUGUCGCGUGCGCACAGUUAUUAGACUUCUUGACUGGAUAUAUUCGCGGAAUUUUGAUGCCAGUUGAAGAUUGUUUUGACGAAAAUUUCGAUUUUGAAUUAGAAACUUUUGAAUCUUUCUUCAUGGAAGAAUCGAAACCAUUCAUUGAUUCAUUGAUUAAGACAAAGAUAUUCAAGAACUAUGUUGAUUAUAUGAAGAAUAUCCAAUCAUCUUGUUUUUGA
Molecule: messenger RNA, 1425 nt
Organism: Trichomonas vaginalis G3
Lineage: Eukaryota; Parabasalia; Trichomonadida; Trichomonadidae
Product: UDENN domain family
Exons: 1
Coding region: 1-1425 (474 amino acids)
Source: RefSeq, a predicted model, not a curated record